Messenger RNA from Bipolaris oryzae ATCC 44560, 1170 nucleotides. RefSeq lists its product as uncharacterized. The record is from RefSeq and is a predicted model, not a curated record. Lineage: Eukaryota; Fungi; Ascomycota; Dothideomycetes; Pleosporales; Pleosporaceae. The transcript has a single exon. Gene Ontology annotation, molecular function: FMN binding; oxidoreductase activity. Bases 1 to 1170 code for a protein of 389 amino acids.
AUGCGUUUUUCAUUCAUUACCUUUGCUACUUGCGCUCUUGCUGCCGCGCCCUUCUUGGACGAACCUGAUACUGGCAUUGACCAGCAACUCGCUGCCUUCGUCGCUAAUAAGACUGUCCCUCCUCUCAAGUCCCUUGUUGGACUGCCCGAUUUCCAAUGGGUCGGUCGUAACUUCAUGAACGUCUCGUCCUACACAUACUACCGCAACGGUGCUGCUGGCGAGUGGUCUUACCGCAACAACCUUGAAGUCUUUGCUCGCUUCCGACUUCGCCCACGUGUUCUACGAGACAUCACCAACGUUGCAGCCUCCAUCCCAACAACCAUCCUUGGCUACAACUUCUCAGCUCCCUUCUUCAUUUCCCCAUGUGCUCGUGGUGGAUAUGCCAACGCUGAAGGUGAGGUCGGUCUUGUCCAGGGUGCCGCUAAGGCCAACAUCCUCUACAUGCCCUCGCUCUUCUCAUCAAAGACCAUGGACGAAAUCUACGCUGCUCGCCCCAAUGGCUCUGAGCAGGUUCUCUUCCAGCAGGUUUACUUGACCGAAGACAUGUCAGCCACCACCAAGCUGUUCAAGAAGAUUGAGAAGAUGGGCGCCAAGGCUAUCGUCCUUACCAUCGAUUCCCCUGGUGACGGUAUCAGGCACCGUGCUGCACGCUACAGUGUCGGAUCCGCAGAUUCGUCCCUCAGCCUUCUCACCUGGGACCUUUACCACAAACUCACCAACCUCACCUCUCUUCCCAUCAUCCCCAAGGGUAUCCAGACCGUUGAGGAUGCUGAGGAGGCCGUCAAGAACGGUGUCAAGGCUAUCUUCCUUUCCAAUCACGGCGGCCGUCAAGUCGACUCUUCGCCCUCUUCUCUCCAAGUCGCGCUCGAGAUCUACAAGAAGGACCCUUCAAUCUUCAACAAGCUCGAGGUCUACGCUGACGGUGGUGUCCGCUACGGCACUGACAUCCUGAAGCUCCUUGCUCUCGGUGUAAAGGCCGUCGGUGUUGGCAGGCCUUUCAUGUUCGCCAACAUCUACGGAGCUGAGGGUGUUGCCAAAGCUGCUGAGAUGCUCAGGUACGAGCUUCUCAACGAUGCCGCCAACACCGGUAUCGCUGACAUCAAGAAGAUCGGCCCCGAGUUCGUUAACUGGAAGGCUUCCAGCAACUGGGUCGGCAAUGACGAGCUCUAG